AUGGUCCUCCAAGCAAUCAAGUACGAGCGCGGCUCGCUCCAGAUUCUCGACCAGCUGCGCCUGCCCCAUGAGGAGGUCUACGACGAAGCCCGCUCCGCCCAGGAUGCGUGGCACGCCAUCAAGGAGAUGCGCACCCGCGGUGCUCCCGCCAUCGCGAUCGUCGCCGCCCUCGGCUUAGCCGUCGAGCUCGAGAUCAUUGCCUCCAAGAACGAGCUGUCCUCCGUUGCCGAGGAGGUCAAAGCCUUCAUCGAAGAGAAGCUCGACUAUCUAGUGACCAGCAGGCCUACAGCCGUCAACCUCGCCGACGCCGCUCGGAAGCUCAGGAAGACGGUCGGCGCGGCUGCGGCCGCGCAGAGUGCUUCGGGAACGUCCGUCAAGGAUGCCUACGUGCAAGCUGCGGAGAAGAUGCUUGUUGACGAUGUCUCGGACAACGAGAGCAUCGGCAAGCACGGCGCCGAGUGGAUCGUGAAGAACACCGAGGCCGGCAAGAGCGGACAGGUCAGCGUGAUCACUCACUGCAACACUGGGUCACUCGCCACCGCCGGGUACGGGACUGCUCUGGGCGUCAUCCGCUCGCUGCGUGCCAACGGUGCUCUCAAGCGCGCCUUCUGCACCGAGACAAGACCAUACAACCAGGGCUCUCGCCUGACGGCAUUCGAGCUCGUACACGAUAAGAUCCCCGCAACCUUGGUGACAGAUUCCAUGGCUGCGGCCCUGCUGCGUCUGAAGGGCGAGCCCGAGAGAAUCGCAGCGAUUGUUGUUGGCGCCGACAGAGUUGCUGCCAACGGGGACACUGCGAACAAGAUCGGCACCUAUUCGCUCGCUGUCAACGCAAAGCACCACGGAGUCAAGUUCCUCGUGGCAGCCCCGCGGACGACGAUAGAUUUGCACACCAAGACCGGCCAGGAAAUCGUGAUCGAGGAGCGCCCGGGCAAGGAGAUGACGCUUGUUAAGGGACCGCGCUUUGAUGGCACGGCUCUGGAUCUGAACGUGGUCGAGACGGUGAGCAUUGCUGCCAACGGCAUUGACGUCUGGAAUCCUGCAUUCGACGUCACCCCCGCCGAGCUGAUUGAUGGUGUUAUCACCGAGGUUGGCGUGUUGGAGAAGAACAGCGAUGGUACCUUCCAUAUGGAGGAGGUCUUCGGCUGGUGA
Molecule: messenger RNA, 1152 nt
Organism: Lasiodiplodia theobromae
Lineage: Eukaryota; Fungi; Ascomycota; Dothideomycetes; Botryosphaeriales; Botryosphaeriaceae
Product: Methylthioribose-1-phosphate isomerase
Exons: 2
Coding region: 1-1152 (383 amino acids)
Molecular function (GO): S-methyl-5-thioribose-1-phosphate isomerase activity
Source: RefSeq, a predicted model, not a curated record